Necator americanus (New World hookworm) is the source of this 468-nucleotide messenger RNA. RefSeq lists its product as uncharacterized. The transcript is spliced from 6 exons. NCBI's taxonomy places the organism in Eukaryota, Metazoa, Nematoda, Chromadorea, Rhabditida, Ancylostomatidae. The coding region runs from base 1 to 468 and encodes 155 amino acids. Gene Ontology annotation, cellular component: actin cytoskeleton. The record is from RefSeq and is a predicted model, not a curated record. Gene Ontology annotation, biological process: actin filament organization. Gene Ontology annotation, molecular function: actin filament binding.
AUGGAGCAACACUAUCAUCGUCCGAGACCUUCGGGCAUGGCUGGGAAAAUUCUCGACAAGCAAGCAAGCAAAUUCAACGAACAAGAAGCUGGUUAUCUCCUAGAAUGGAUAAAGGGUUUAACCAAUGAAGAUUUCGAUACCACUGGUAGCCGGGACAACUUUCUCGAUCAACUGAGGGAUGGUCAAAAACUCUGCAAGUUGAUGAAUGCGAUCGCAGACGGUACAGUGAAAAAAAUCAUGAAACCAAUAUCAAAUUUCAAUUGUAUGGAAAAUCUGAAUCAAUUCACAACUUCGGCCAGGAAACUUGGCGUGAAAGAUGAGGAAACUUUCCAAUCAAUUGAUUUGUUCGAAGGACGCGAUCUUUUCUCCGUGUGCGUAACUCUUCAAAGCCUUGCACGCAAGGUCGAAAAAACCCACAACAUCGCUCCACCAAAACAAGUGGCGAAGGACUCAAUAAUGAAUGCGUAA